Molecule: messenger RNA, 1296 nt
Organism: Condylura cristata (star-nosed mole)
Lineage: Eukaryota; Metazoa; Chordata; Mammalia; Eulipotyphla; Talpidae
Gene: TYMS
Product: thymidylate synthetase
Exons: 7
Coding region: 1-810 (269 amino acids)
Biological process (GO): dTMP biosynthetic process
Cellular component (GO): mitochondrion; cytosol
Molecular function (GO): thymidylate synthase activity
Source: RefSeq, a predicted model, not a curated record
AUGGCGGAGACGAUGAAAGCAGAGACUUUGGCGGGAACUUGUGCUUUUGCACAAGUUGUGCCUCCUGCCCGCGAUGAAUUUCCUCUGCUGACAACCAAACGUGUUUUCUGGAAAGGUGUUUUGGAAGAGCUGUUGUGGUUUAUUAAGGGAUCCACAAAUGCUAAUGAACUGUCUUCCAAAGGUGUGAAAAUUUGGGAUGCCAAUGGUUCCCGAGACUUUUUGGACAGCCUGGGGUUCUCCAACAGAGAAGAAGGAGAUUUAGGCCCUGUUUAUGGCUUUCAGUGGCGACAUUUUGGGGCAGAAUACAAAGAUAAAGAUUCAGAUUAUUCAGGUCAAGGAGUAGAUCAGCUGCAAAAAGUGAUCGACACAAUCAAAACCAACCCAGAUGACAGAAGAAUCAUCCUGUGUGCUUGGAAUCCAAAAGAUCUUCCUCUGAUGGCCUUACCUCCAUGCCAUGCACUUUGCCAGUUCUAUGUGGUGAAUGGUGAGCUCUCCUGCCAGCUAUACCAGAGGUCAGGAGACAUGGGCCUGGGUGUGCCCUUCAAUAUUGCCAGCUACUCCCUGCUCACCUGCAUGAUUGCGCACAUCACCGGCCUGAAGCCCGGCGAUUUUGUACAUACACUGGGAGAUGCACACAUUUACCUGAAUCACAUUGAGCCUCUAAAAGUGCAGCUUCAGCGAGAACCAAGGCCUUUUCCAAAGCUCAAAAUCCUUCGAAAAGUUGAGACGAUUGAUGACUUCAAAGCUGAAGACUUUGAGAUAGAAGGGUACAGUCCUCAUCCUUCUAUUAAAAUGGAAAUGGCUGUAUAGGUGCAUUUAAAGGAGUUAUUUGAAGGAUAUUGUCAGUCUUUAACUGAUGCCCAGAUGAAACUUCUUUUUGCUCUAAAGGAAGAAGGAACUAAGUAUAAAAAAAAAAUCUCUUGGUGAUCAAUCAGUUUAUUUAUAAACUAUUACGGAUGUUGUCAGUGGGAAAUAAAUUGCUGGUUCUUAGCAGUAAAAGGCCUUGAUCUUGAUUAACUCUGAGAAUAUAUGAAAAUGCUAAGAUUAUGAAUAUGGUCAGAAGGUAAAAACUUAAUGCUCUUAACAAAAACAUGUACAUGCAUUUCAAUCCCAUUUUUAUGCAGGUCAGUCAGUGAAUUUCAAGAAUUAUAUAAGCUAUUCAUUCAAAUUUGAACGAGCUGAAUAAGCACCAUGAGUCAUAAAGAUAAUGUAUAAUGUGGUUAUGAACAUCUGAAGUUAUUUGUUUUAUAUAUUACUAUAAUAAAGUUUUCUGCAUUUAUCUGUGAUGUUUUUCCU